Molecule: messenger RNA, 789 nt
Organism: Oldenlandia corymbosa var. corymbosa
Lineage: Eukaryota; Viridiplantae; Streptophyta; Magnoliopsida; Gentianales; Rubiaceae
Source: the annotation of a GenBank genome assembly
AUGGAGGCGAUUCACGCCGAAUUCAAGAAGAUCGCAUUCAUUGGUGCAUACACUCUAGGUUUGAUGAAUCCUAGACAUGUAUUGAUUCGGUUUGAAAUGGAGGAGGACUAUAAAAAAUGUUGGAUUCGAACAUUUUGGAAUAUUGGUGGUUUCUCAAUGCGAAUGUUGAAGUGGAUGCCCGGAUUCAGAUUUGAGGAAGAUCCCCCGGUUGUGCCAAUAUGGGUUGCUCUCUAUGAUCUUCCUAUCGAAUUCAUGCACCCGGAAGUGAUUUACUCGAUGGCUACAGCCCUUGGACAACCCUUGAAAGUGGACACUCCGACAUUGAAUAUAACCCGUCCCUUGGUUGCUAGAUUCUGCGUGGAGGUGGAUCUUACCAAGGAUUUGCCAAAAUCCGUAAAGAAAAAGGAAAUCAAAAUCAAGUCGGCGAAGCCCAAAUGGACAUUGAAAGGAGAUCCUAAAAGUAGACUGGAAGCUCAAAUAGUUAGUUUGAAUCCCUUGGUGGUCAAAGGGGUGGAAAAGGAAGCAACGAUGGUGACGGAGAUAGUGGAAAGCCAGCCAUCCCCGGUUAGAACUGAAGCCGUCUGCGUUCAUGCGCCACCUCUUGUUCAAUCAGGAAAUCGAUUUUCGAUUCUCCAUGCUGCGGAGGAUGAUGACGUCGAAGAGGAGAUGGUGAAUGUCCAUUCUGAUGUUCAUACGCAAAGUCAGGAAGAACAAGACGAUAUUGGUACUACAUUGAUUGAUGCUGCGAAAUAUGUCUUUGGUUCCACAACUGGAUCCCAUUCGAUCUAA